This is a messenger RNA of Parnassius mnemosyne (clouded apollo), 657 nucleotides long. NCBI's taxonomy places the organism in Eukaryota, Metazoa, Arthropoda, Insecta, Lepidoptera, Papilionidae. The record is from the annotation of a GenBank genome assembly.
AUGACACCAACACUACUGGAUGCUUUUAAUCAAUGUAAGAAGGGCCUUGCAGAUGCCACAUUGCUAGCUCAUCUCGAUUCACAGACAGAGUUAUCGAUCCAGACGGACGCUUCAGAUACGGCUAUAGGAGCUGUACUGCAACAAUACGAGGACAGCGAAUGGCAACUUUUAGCAUUUUUUUCAACAAAACUCAGCCCAGUCCAGAGAAAGUAUAGCCCAUACGAACGCGAGAUUUUAGCAAUUUAUGAGGCCGUUAAGCAUUUCCAUUAUAUGUUGGAAGCAAGAACUUUCGUAAUCAUCACGGACCAUAAGCUACCUGCAUUCGCUUUUUCCUCAAGCCGCGAAAACUGUUCGCUACGUCGGUUCCGAUAUUUGAACUUUAUCAGCCAGUUCAGCACUGACAUCAGAUUUGUAGCUGGAGAAGAUAACGUAGUCGCAGAUACCCUUUCGCGUGUUAAUGCCCCCAUUUCUGUACACUUAGAUUACCAAUCUCUGGUCAACGCACAAGAAACCAAAAGCAUGUUGCAAGAGCUCCUGAAAACCGGGUCAACCCUGAAACUCACGAGAGUGAGAAUGGACGAGCAAAACUUGCAAGUAUACCACGACAUGUCAACCCACAGCCCGAGAACCUUCAUCACACUUUCGUUCCGCAGAUAG